AUGACCACCACAGCCACAUCUACAGUAUCUGGAAUAAGUGUGUCACUGAGCAAUCAGGAGCAAUGGGAGAAGUUUUAUCCGCAUACUGAAAUGGUAGUGACGAGAAAAAGCGGUCGUCUAUUGUUCCCUCAUCUGAAGUAUAUUCUCAAAGGAUUGGAUGAAGAGACAGAGUACAGUGUAUUUGUGCAUUUCGAGAGAAUCGAUGAUUGGAAAUACAAAUUCUUGUCGAGAGGAUGGGAUAAAUGGACGGAAGGAGACAAGAAGUUGCCAAUUGAUAUGAAACAACACAAGGAUGAAUGGAAAUGUGGAAGGGAUUGGAUGAAGGAUCCAGCGUCAUUCGAUUACAUCAAAAUCACGAAUAAUCCAAAUCUCGGGGACGAAAACAGUGUGUUGUUGCAGAGUAUGCAUAUAUAUCUCCCAGUUAUCAGUAUUCAGAAGAAGGGCGGUACGGAGAAAGAGGAAUUCCGAUUGGGAAUCACUGAGUUCAUGGCUGUCACUACUUAUCAGAACAAUGCCAUCGCUUCCCUGAAAGUAGAGCUCAAUCAACGUGCAUCUGGAUUCAGACAAACUGGGGGACACAACAACAAGAAACGUGGAAUCAAGCGUCCAGCAGAAGCUCCGCCCCUUUCUUCUCCACCACUUGCAGCAAGACCAGUGACACUUCUUACAGUACCUCCUACAGUACCUCGUACAGUACCUCGUACAGUCCAACUACAGUACCCCUCCGUUAGACCAGUCCCACAAUGGAUCCAACCACUGCCACCAAUCGAAUCGAUUACUUUGUCUCGUCCAGAAAAUGAAGAGAAUCAGAUGAAACAGCCAGUGUAUCCCCUAGUCCCCUCGAAUAUGGUUUCCCUGAAUUAUCCACAAUUCAUGGAUCUGAAUUCAAUCAAUAAUGUGGUGUCAUGGGAAAUGAACAAUGGAAUGGAGCAAAUGCCAGGUGAUCUGAACUCGGUGAGCACUGGAAUGAGACAAUGGAAGAAUGAAGUGGAGUAUGUGAUGAUUCCACACUAUUGGUUUAAUUAA
Caenorhabditis remanei is the source of this 1026-nucleotide messenger RNA. RefSeq lists its product as uncharacterized. Gene Ontology annotation, biological process: positive regulation of DNA-templated transcription; regulation of transcription by RNA polymerase II; cell fate specification. The transcript has 3 exons. The record is from RefSeq and is a predicted model, not a curated record. Gene Ontology annotation, molecular function: RNA polymerase II cis-regulatory region sequence-specific DNA binding; DNA-binding transcription factor activity, RNA polymerase II-specific. Bases 1 to 1026 code for a protein of 341 amino acids. Gene Ontology annotation, cellular component: nucleus. NCBI's taxonomy places the organism in Eukaryota, Metazoa, Nematoda, Chromadorea, Rhabditida, Rhabditidae.